Molecule: messenger RNA, 2909 nt
Organism: Daucus carota subsp. sativus
Lineage: Eukaryota; Viridiplantae; Streptophyta; Magnoliopsida; Apiales; Apiaceae
Product: formin-like protein 8
Exons: 2
Coding region: 131-2473 (780 amino acids)
Biological process (GO): actin cytoskeleton organization; actin nucleation
Molecular function (GO): actin filament binding
Source: RefSeq, a predicted model, not a curated record
CUUUUCUUGAUUUUGUCAGCCAGAUAAACCAAACCACAAUAGCUGUAAUCUAAUCAGCCAUGCACAAAAUAAUGUUUGGUACAACAAGUUCAUAUCAGAAAAAUCUCUGCAGAGCUCUUUUCGAAGUUGCAUGAACAUGAUUAAGCUCCGAUUUUCGACAUUUUUUCUUUACAUUUUCAUUAUUUGUUGCAGUAUUUCUGUUAUACCUCAAUGUUCUUGCCAAUCAAAUUCCCAGAAUAUUGAGACUUUCUAUCCAUUUGGGCUUCCUCCGAUUUUUUCGACACCGAAUAUUACUGAUAAUCAGCCACCAGCUACUUCUUCUCCAGAUACAAGAGCAGAGCAGCCUAGAGUGCCUCCACCAGCAUCAAAGUCCUCGUCGAAAAAGGCUGUGGUUAAGGCAGUUGUUGCAACAGCUGCAAGUACUAUUGUUAUUUCUGCAUUAUUUUUCUUUAUGGUGCAGAGGUACAUGCAUAAGAAGAAAAAUCGCGUUAUUGCUAAUGCUAGUUUCAAGAAUGCUACCGCUAUUGAGACGCGUAGGGGGGAUGAUUUUGUGAGAGUUAAUGGUAAUUUGAAGGGGGUGAUUGUGGAUGAGGAGGGCCUGGAUGUGUUGUAUUGGAGAAAAUUGGAAGGCGAAAAUAAGGCCAAGGAGGUGUUUGAUAAAAAUGAGUUUUUCGACACAGAGGAUGAGAAAAAUGUGGUUACUAGCAGAGUUGACAAGAAUUCUAGGCCUGUCAUUCAAGAAACUCCUUUGCUUAGAGGGAAGUCUUCCUCUUCUCAUAUUUGGCCUGCAGAUGUCGAAAAAAGUCAGAUCAAAACCGUUGUGAAACAAGGGUCAUCAGUUCAGCUUACAUCGCGGUCUCCACCACCAACUCCACCUCCUCCUCCUCCACCGCCAGCUCCUGCUGUUGUUUCAUCAUCAGCAUUACCACUACCACCACCUCCACCACUGCCCAAAAAGACUCCAUCUGCGCCACCACCUCCAGCGCCUAAACCAGGUGGUUUGACCACGUCGAUUAAGCCACCUCCACCUGUUCCGUCUUCACUGGAGAAAGUUGCAGAUAAUGAAAAAGGUCAGGUGAAAUUUAAGCCCUUGCAUUGGGACAAGGUGAAUGCUAAUGUUGAGCAUUCCAUGGUCUGGGACAAAGUCAAAACUGGUUCUUUUAGGGUUGAUGGUGAUCUUAUGGAAGCCCUUUUCGGAUCAGUGGCAACUACCCGAAAUUCUCCUAAAAGAGGUAGCAAUAUGUCAAGUCCAAGAGGGGAAAGAACAGGUCCACCCUCUCAAAUUUUCAUUCUUGAUGCCAGAAAGUCUCAGAACAUAUCUAUUGUACUCCGAUCUUUAUCUGUUUCGCGUAAAGAAAUAGUUGAUGCUCUCAUCGAAGGCCAAGAUUUAGAGUUGGACAUCCUUGAAAAGCUUAACAGAAUUGCCCCUACCAAAGAAGAAGAAUCUCUAAUCCUGGCAUUUGAUGACGAUCACACAAGACUUGCUGAUGCGGAGUCAUUUCUCUUCCAUGUUCUUAAGGCCGUUCCAUCUGCCUUUAGUCGAUUUAGUGCGCUGUUGUUUAGAUCAAAUUAUGAUUCUGAGAUUUUCCACCUUAAAGAGUCUCUGAAAACACUUGAAUCUGCCUGCAAGGAGCUGAGAACUCGUGGGCUGUUACUCAAACUUCUUGAAGCCGUUCUAAAGGCUGGAAACCGAAUGAAUGCAGGAACCUCAAGAGGGAAUGCACAAGCUUUCAACUUAACUUCUCUUCGAAAACUUUCUGAUGUUAAGAGCACGGAUGGGAAAACUACACUGCUUCAUUUUGUUGUGGAAGAAGUAGUCCGAGCAGAAGGCAAACGUUGUGUGAUCAAUAGAAGUUCCAGCUUGAGCAGCAGAAGCAGAAACAGCAGAGACAAAACGACAGACAAUUCUAACUCAAACGAGGACAAGGAGUUUAAAGAAAACGAGUAUAUUAUGCUUGGCUUGCCAAUUGUAGGAGGAAUCAGUUCUCAGUUCUCUGAUGUGAAAAAAGCUGCAGGCCUAGACUAUGAUGCUCUGCACAAAGCUUGUUCAACUUUAUCCGAUGAUGUUGCAGAAAUACGAAAACUUGUGGGGGAAUCUGCAAUGAGUGGUGGAGGAGAAGGUUUUAUCAGAGAGAUGAAAAUCUUCCUAGAUUCAGCUGAAGGAGAGCUAAGAAUAGUAAAGAAGGAGUUCACAGCUAUAAUGGAGCUCGUAAACAGAACGACAGAAUACUACCAAGCUGGAGCAUCAAAGGACAAAGGGGCACAACCACUUCAGCUAUUUGUUGUAGUUAAAGAUUUUCUUGGAAUGGUUGAUCAAGUCUGUAUUGACAUAACCAGAAAUAUGCAGAAGAGAAAAACCGCAACGACAUCAACUUCACCUGCAUAUAAAAAUUCUGUAAAGUUCCCUCUAUUGCCACCAAACUUCCUGUCAGACAAGUCAAAGAGCAGUUCUAGUGAUUCCGAUGAUGAUUAAAAUCUUGUGUAGACCUCAAGCUUCAGUGGGAAUGUUGUGCUUCACGCGAUGAUUAAACGCGUCUGUAUUCUUUCUGUUAGGUCGAGCCUAAACGUCCAUAUCUGUUCGGAUACAACUGCUGAUGCGGGAGCCUUACAUGUGUCCUACUCAAGUUCUCCGUUAGGGAGCGAUAAGAUUGUACAUACUGCAGAGGUGAAAAGGGCUGGCAGAGAGUGCAAUCUUAGUACUUAUUAUUCAAGUGUUGAUUCUUUUCCAUUCUAUCUUCUUUUGCAUACAAGGAUUGUCACUUGAUGAUUCUUCCUUCAAAAUUUCUUUAAGAAAGAUGUUGAACUACUCCUGAUUACUUGGUUAUCAGCUUUGUUUUAUUCUUUGAUUCUAAAAUGUAUGUUAGCAAUGCUCCUUAAUGAUGUUAAUUUCAGGCCCCUUGUUCUUGAUU